AUGGCUGUCUCCAUUCUCAUCCUUUUAUCUGCCCUUCUCUUGUGGACGCCGCUCAUUUCUGCCGCCCUACAGAACGUCACCAUCGACGACGCUGAUGACCGAUUCACAUACUUUCCGUCGAAUCAAUGGACAGCACGGCCGGGACCUUGUCCCUCCUGUGAAGCCCAACCUAACGCUACUAUGGCAUACGACGGUACCUGGCACGACACAUCCUACGCUCCUGGACAGAGUCCCGCGCCGCUCAAUGCCAUGGUGUCAUUCAAUGGCUCUGCUGUCUACGUGUACUGCAUUAUCUCUCAUUCCUCAAGCGAUCCCGACGGCGAAUCCGAUUUGCAGUUCAUGAUCGAUGGCGAUAUCGUUGGCUCUGCAAACAUAACACCCACGGGGUCGUCGACUUACAGUUACAACUAUCUGGUCUAUAGCGGGCAAUUCCCCACGGGCCAACAUACAUUGACCGUGAUCAACGGCCAAGAUGGCGGACCGAGGUCAAUGAUCUUGCUGGAUUACAUCGUAUAUACAAAUGGGUCUGAUUCGGACUUCACGUCCUCGUCCUCGUCCUCGUCAUCGAUAUCAACAACCACGAUGACCCAUACCUCUUCGGGUGCUGCUACGGACACGGUUACGGAAAGCAAGAAUUCGUCUGGAGGUUCAUCGUCUGCAAAGUCUUCCACCAGCUCCCUAAAUGGGAGCACGGCGACUUCCUCAACACCUUCCAACCAGACAUCAAUGGCGAUACAAGCCAGCCCCAGCACGGAGACUCACACGCCUAAUGUCCCUGGUUCUACGAGCAGUCAGGGAAGCACGACCCCAAGUGCCAGCAAUACAUCCACUGGUACUUUGCGGUCCAAUGCAACUAGCAGCUCUAGUUCGCAGACGCGUACCGUCGUGCUCGUGGCGGUUGUUCUCGGGACAGUUCUCAUACUAGCCAUCGCAGCGCUCUUUGUUCUAUGGAGGCGCCGUUCAGCCAGACAGACGCAUACGCGCACUGCAAGACCCUUCCAGCAGCUGAGCUCCCCCUUUGUGGAGGAAGAUAAAGAGUUCUGUUCUGGAGCUCAAACGCCCCACGCUUGUCUGCAUGGCAGAUGGUCCGCUUUGCUGGAUUUCGCGCGCCUCAGUGCUCGCCGUGAUGAGAUGAGAGACUUAUCUGAACAAUGGAUCAUGCACACGCCACCAGCACUUCACGAGAUUCAAUCGAAGCAUCCGCGGGUUUCAGUGGUACCCUCCCCAUCCAGCGAGAGGUAUCCACACAUUGCUUCCGAGGGUUCGAUCUCAAGCGAGCAGCUUGUCGCGAGUAUGGAAAUACCCGGGAUUCACAAUUCGGUUUUUGACAUAUCGAUGCAGCAGUUGGCUCCCCCGCCGCCCAGCAAGACGGAUCGGCUACGAAGUCACGCCUCUAUGUUGCAGCUGCGCGAACAACUCCAGUCGAAUGCAGAUGGUUCCCGCGAGCGCAACACACGCGACGACCAUACGAUCGCCACACGGGGAAGUACUGCGUCGAAUACCUCUGCGAUCACACGCUACGUACCGCCAGUACCUCGCGCAUCAUAUGUCCAGCCGCGCGCAGAUGGAGGAGUGGGGGAAUACCCUACCAGCGGCGGCAACGCGAGAGAUGCGAAGGAGCGUGCGAUCUGGAGCAGGAACGUUCCGCAACUGGAGGAUAACAGGCCACCAUCUUAUCACAGCGCUGGUGAGAAGGUGUCAGAAUGA
Molecule: messenger RNA, 1707 nt
Organism: Postia placenta MAD-698-R-SB12
Lineage: Eukaryota; Fungi; Basidiomycota; Agaricomycetes; Polyporales; Adustoporiaceae
Exons: 3
Coding region: 1-1707 (568 amino acids)
Source: RefSeq, a predicted model, not a curated record